Theobroma umbraticum is the source of this 1056-nucleotide messenger RNA. RefSeq names its product 10 kDa chaperonin, mitochondrial-like. NCBI's taxonomy places the organism in Eukaryota, Viridiplantae, Streptophyta, Magnoliopsida, Malvales, Malvaceae. Gene Ontology annotation, molecular function: protein-folding chaperone binding; ATP binding; protein folding chaperone. Gene Ontology annotation, cellular component: mitochondrion. The record is from RefSeq and is a predicted model, not a curated record.
UGCCUUAGCAGAAUUUAACAUACAAGAAAGAACUCCCAUAGCAAGAACAAACAAUUAAGGCAAGAAGGCAUGACCUUGCGUCAUUCCAAGGGGGUCGAAGGAAUGACGCAAGGUCAUCCCCACGAAAUAGCCCACCAAGCCACAAUUAAAAAGGCAAUUGGCAGUCUUGUAGUGGUGAUUGAUAAGGGCCUUGAUAUCAAGGCCUGAUUGAAACGUCGAGUCCAGUCUCCUACCUGUAAACUGGGGCUUUAGUUGUUUAAAUUGGAUAUGAGAUUGGGCUCAACUCAAAUUGCUCCGGACUGCAUAUCAAUACAAGAAGAAAAGCACGCUGGGUCAUCCCCCUCGAUUUCUUAAACCCUGAGAGAAGCGAACUCCUAAAACCCUAACGCCUAGAAGGUUCUAUCACCUCCAGAUCUUGAACCCCAAGCCAAUAAGCCUUCCCUCCUCCUCUCAUUUCUCCUAUAAUACAAGCAAUCUCAUCUUCAUUUCACUUGCACCAGUGAAAGGAAAGAGUACACCCAAAUUAAGCUUCAAAUGGCGAAGCGUUUGAUUCCAACCUUUAACAGAGUUCUUGUUGAGAAAAUCCUUCCUCCUUCCAAAACCACCGCUGGCAUUCUCCUCCCUGAGAAAUCUACCAAGCUGAACUCCGGGAGAGUGGUGGCCGUGGGCCCAGGAGCAAGAGACAGGGAAGGGAAAACGAUCCCAGUGCCUUUUAAAGAAGGUGACACCGUUCUUUUGCCUGAGUUUGGGGGUUCUCAAGUCAAGCUUGGCGAGAAAGAGUUUCACUUGUAUAGAGAUGAGGAUAUUUUAGGCACUCUCCAUGAAUAAUUGGUUCAAUGAUUUAAGCUUAUGAGCUUUGUCAGUGUUGGAGGGGGUUAGGUUUGGGUCUGGGGGUUUUAAUUGAAUUGGAUGGAACUGAUUAAUCAUUAGAAUUAGAAUUUGCUAAUGGAAACACUUUUCUUUUCUGCUCCACUGUGUUCUUGCUUGAUUGAUGGCACGUCGUUUUCUUAAUUGAAUUAUAAGAUGAUUACUGCGGUGCUGGCUUGUUUAUGAUAA